This is a messenger RNA of Neocloeon triangulifer, 4947 nucleotides long. RefSeq lists its product as uncharacterized. The transcript has 21 exons. Lineage: Eukaryota; Metazoa; Arthropoda; Insecta; Ephemeroptera; Baetidae. The record is from RefSeq and is a predicted model, not a curated record. Bases 492 to 4784 code for a protein of 1430 amino acids.
AUAGUGGCCACAGGUAGUUAUGUGGCACGGAACGUCAAAUCCGCCGUGUUUUGUGACAUCACCAAAAUCGUGAUGCCCCUCACCGGACCUCGUCCGGCCGCCUCCGGUUCGCCGUCCCGACUAGAAUUCACUGCAAUUCGACUCAAUCGAGCUCGACGGAGAGAUUUUCAGUCAGCGUUCCGAUCCAUUUGCGCCACAAUGCACGUUUUAUCGCCGAGAAAUCUGCUCCAUUCUUCCCACGGACAGAGCAAUUCGAUACGUGUUUAUUUGGACAGCUGAGAUUUGCAAGAAGGCGAGCGCUGAUUGGUCGCCGUCGACGCAGAGACCGUCGCUGAUUGGCUGCAGCAAACGCCCCGUUCCCGCUCAAAGAUUUUCUCACAUGUGAUUUUUGCUCAUUGCGGCAUGAAUGAUGGGUCGGAAAUUUGACUAAUUUUGACGACUCGGACGCACACAAGUUUUGGACAUUUUGAGUGAUAUUUAUUUUGACAAGAAUGGCGUGCGGCGAAGGGAGAGACUUGUCCGCCAGCAAGUUACAAAAACAAAUCACGACAGGACAAUUCUCGGUUGUCGACAAAUUGAUGCGAAACAAUCCGGCCUCUUUGCAACUUUCCACCGUCCUGACUGUCCUCAGCAGCACUUGCACGUACAUUACCACAGCGCAGAAAGACGCCACGCUCUUGGUUGAUCAUGAUGGUUUGGCAGAUGUCACAUCAUUUUGUUGCUCAUUUGCAGCCAAGACAAACGAGAUCACAGAGAAGCAAAAAGGCAAAGACAAUUUCAAGCGGGCGCUGCAGUCCAUCCACUACAACAUGUAUUAUCUGUACAACAAGGGUCUCUUCGACCAGAUGGAAAAAAUCUGCAACCCUAUCUUGGACCUGUCUAAGCUUUUCGCCAAAGUAGAUGACAUUGAGCAAAGGAAUUCGUUGAAGAAAAUCUUCCUGGAGCUUGGUUCGAUUGGCUGGAACAGUUCCUUUAAGCUAACUGAUUCCAAGGGAGGCCCAAAGCUGAGUCUCUGCCUAUUUUCCUUCAAACUUUUUGUUCAAACAGAUGAAACUCAAUCAAGUACUGCCUGGGACAGAAUUGUUAGGGCUCUUAUUUCAUUUGGCAAAAGUAAGCAGAGUGUGAAGCUUUUCUUGGAAGAAAUGGGCUCCUCUUGUGAGCCAAUUUUGACAGCAGCCUUGAAAAAUGACUCUUUUGUGAGCCAUUUCACAGCCACAAUAAAGACUCUUUUGAACAAUGUGGAUUUGCUGGGUCCCAAUGUUCGUCUGGACAUCAAGCUUAUUGAAGACCUAUUCCCCUCAACAUGCAUACCAUUAGUCAAAACUGUUACCAGGGCAUAUUUAACCUUUGGCUUGAUAAUAAACAACAAACACAAAGAAGAUGAAUUUGAAGAAUUCAAGACAAUGCUCCAGACAGAUGAUUCUGGAAGGACAUCCAGCAUUUUGAUUGAACUGGCUUCGAGAAAGAUAGUGAAAUGUGACGAUCUAAGCCCUGGCUCUGUUUCGUCCAUUCAAGAAAUUUUCCAUGCUUGCAUGAUAAACGCUAAUUCUGCGGACAAAAUUGAUCUUGCAUACCAAAUUUUGGUUAUGUCCAAUUCACACGUUCCGAAGACCAAAAAAAAUAACGGUUGGCAAGAAAGUUGUUUGUCAUCACUCUUUUGGACAAUGGAAGCCCUUGGGGUUGUUAAAGAUGAGAUGUGUUCAGCUUCAACAGAUAAUUUCAACCAACGAGUCAGACUUGUGUACCGCAUCAUGGUGGUUGCUUGGAAUUUUUACCAGAAAGCGAACUGCUGUUACGAAGCAUAUAGUUUGAACAAGUUCUUCCUGAAGUAUGCAUUUAAAUUAGGAGAUAUCCCAAACCUUGACAGGGAAAAAUAUGAAAGUGUGAUGCACACAUUGACGGAAGGCGCCAAGUUUGUGUCUCGAAGCCUGAUCACAAAGAGGCCUGGCAGAGAGAAAGAAAUGGCAAAGCAAGCUGUGGAUACUUGUUUCAAAACUGUUGUCUAUGCAGUAAAGAGCAUGAAGAUCUUGUGCAAGGAGGAGUCUGAAAAAAUUGUCUCGAGUGCCAUUCAAGUGUGGUGUGAUAUUAGAAUGUUAGCUGCUAAAAUUUUAAACGAUCAAUCUGUUGGACUGGUCGAUUACUUAAAAUCUAGUGGUCAGUCUUUGGACCCUGAAGCCUUAGAGAUUCUACUUUGCAUGGAGAUUGUUGCAUUUGAUCAAGAAAAAGAUUGUGGAGAGCUCUUGAACGUUUCACGUCAAGCCUUAGAAGUGCUGCAGAAUAAGUCUGGAGAUAAAAUGCAGCAAUUGCGUACAAAGUUGGCGAUUUCGUUGGCCUGCAGCAAGUCGGAAAGUGUGGCCGACGUUGAGAAGAGCCGUCUUGUGGCUAUGCAGGUUUCCGAAUAUCUGGUUAAAGAGGUGAAAAAAGCACCAGCUCUUGACAAACUGAUCAUUCUGAUCUUAGCUCUCCACCAAGAAUUUUUAAGCAUUAAGAAAGAAGCAAGAUUGAAAAACAAGGAAAUGGCUGAUGUUCCUCUUACUGUUCGUGCUCCAUCGAAGCGAGACGGUCCGGAAGAUGAGCAGAAAACUUGUGAGGAAUGGGAGAUUGCUGUGGAACUGAGUCAGCUUGGUCAAAUCCUCUCUUGCAGGCAGGAGAGCAAAGAAUUGAAGCAGCUGACCAUGAUGCUCAACUACUGCUCAGAGAUUGUUAAAAUGGAAAUCUCUUCAAAUGACAAACCGUCUUUAGGACCUAUCCUCCAGGCAAUGGAGUGUGUUGGACUUCACUUUACUAUAACUGGUCAUGAAUGGUGUGCAAUAAAAUGCUGGAACAUUUUCUACUUGCUGUCAAAAUUAGUUGAAAGUCCCCAGCAUCAGCUCAGAGCUCUUGGUUGGCUCAUCCAAAAAUACAAUCUUGAGGACGAUGAAAAGCUUCACAACUGGAUAUUGCAAACAGGAUCUGAAUUGAAGAAGAAAAUUGAGGCUAAUAAAUCUCAAUCUGUCAAUGAGUCAUUCACUUUGCGCUUCUUCGACAUCUGCCUUGCUCAGUGCUAUGUGAACUCAGGAAAACCAACUGAGGCUGCUCACAUAAUAUUGCAGCAACGCAAAGAAAUUGAUCAUGGCGUGAACUUUUUAUCGGCUGAGCUAAUGCGUCGCACAUUUCUUAUUGCCAGCCAGGUAAUGGGUUGCUUUAGCAAAGACCACCCUCUUUCCAAGCCACUGGCAGAGGCCUUUGUGAGCAAUGUAGGCUCAGCUGAGUGGACAUUCAAAUGGGCAGUCAGUCACAUCUCAACAACAAAGCCAGCUGAGCGGGAACUUGUGGACUUAAGACUGACAGAGCUGAUGUUGUCAAGUGGACUGUGGCUCGCAAAUUUGUGUUGCAUGAGCUGCUGUUACAAGAAGGCUUGCUCCACACUUCAGUCAAUGCUCUAUAAACUUCAAAGACUGCAUUUCCCCACUAGGGUUGCCCAGCUAUUGUCUCUGCUUGGUGAUUUGGACACAAUGGUACCUGACACGCAGCAAGUGGAGCAAAGACUGUUUUGGAAUAGAAAAAUUCUUAACCUUGGGACUGCCAUUGCUGGUGAUGCAAAGGGAGCCAAGGACCUGUCUCCAGCAACCACUCCGUCGAAAGUGAUGAGGAAAGAGCACCAGUUGACAGCAUGGUGUUCACCCAAGUGUCAAGGCAGCAGCGGUUGUAUCCUGUGCAAAAACCCACUCUACCAAAUCUGCAAGGCCCACUACCUGUUCUUGUCAGCCACAAACAAGGAAACGUUUUGGACCUUAUUCAGCGAGCUUGAAAAGGCCAACGCAGUGAGAUCUCAAAGACUCUCUUCACUUGCCUGGUCAAACAUGCACAGUCCUGCUAUCAAAACAGGCUGGUUGCAAAUGCUGCAAGGACCCAUCGACUUGUUGAAACACAGACUUAUUUUGUCUGAUGCGCCAAAAUUGGCAGCCAAAACUGGAAAUGAAAAUUUUGCCCUUCGUGCCUUGAGAGAGGUUCUUGUUUGCUCAGCCCAGAUUAGGAGGCUGAAAAUGCCAAUCGCUAGAUAUCUGGAGAACUGGGCUGUUGCUGAGGAAGUUGCCAUUGGAAUCCAACUGCUUCGGAUGGGACCUUGGAGUACUGAAUUGCAAACAAAAAGCUACACUCUUGCACCCGAAUACAAAUCCGAGGAAGAAACCAGCAGACCAUGCAGUCCCACUCCAAACAUUGUUAUUCCAACAAAACCACCAAAGCCGCAGAGAAGGGGACGGAAGGCUUUAAUUGCCGAACCUGAGUACAUUGCCCCUCCAAAUCCUCAAAAGGUGGAAAUCAUUGAUUUAGUAGAAGAAUCUCCUGAAAGGGUGAAGAUUGCUGCAGCUCCGAAGAUGACAUUCAAGACUUGCAAAAAGCCUUUUGUUGAGGAUCGACACAAGGAAAACUCCCCAAAACCCUUUGACGACGAUUCUCCUAUUUUGCCAUUCCGCAGUACCAGACGGCAACUGAUUAAGCCCGUUGCAGAAGUGACAUCUUCACAAUCUACAACCCCCAAAGAGACAGGCCCUGGUAGGGACACGGUGUUUACGACUGCUGUGAAAAAACCACCAAGCAACUUUUCUUCAAGUUCUAAUGAUUCCCACGGAUCAGUGAAGCCUAAAAAAGUUGUGGCAAAGACAAGAGUUACCAGAGAGGUUAAAACAAAAGCUAAACCUCCAGUGGUACUGCCAGAUGAGGCUCCAAAAAGACGAGUGAAAAGAAGCAGCUCUACCUCUUCAGAUGAUAUCUUUGUGAAUACGAGAACAAGAAAGAGAUGAUUUUAUAGACGCAGAUUUGAAUAUUUAUUUCAAUUAAAAAAGAUAUUUUUAGGUUUAAUGAUUUGAAAAAAGGUGUAAUUUAAGAAAUGAAAAUGCUUUUUUCUAAAAUGUGCAAUAAAUAAAGAAGUUUUUUUUAUUACCAACAAAUAUCUGCAUCUGCAAA